Messenger RNA from Megalobrama amblycephala (Wuchang bream), 1559 nucleotides. Its product is annotated as ELAV-like protein 1. The record is from RefSeq and is a predicted model, not a curated record. NCBI's taxonomy places the organism in Eukaryota, Metazoa, Chordata, Actinopteri, Cypriniformes, Xenocyprididae. Gene Ontology annotation, cellular component: ribonucleoprotein complex. The coding region runs from base 208 to 1296 and encodes 362 amino acids. Gene Ontology annotation, molecular function: RNA binding. The transcript is spliced from 8 exons.
CUCCUCCAGGCAGGAGGAGGAGGAGUGGCUUCACUUCCGCUUGAAUGCGACACAUCCGAGCGCAGCCCAGUCUUGAUCGGCGUGUGCGAAGUAGGUACAGCAGAUCUUCGCUUUGUUACCUAAACGUUUUUUUUUUGACUCGUUUUUUGACGACGGUCGAGGACGAAGGAAACCAAGAAUAAAAUCUUGAAGCUGUAAAGUGUCUACAUGGCCGUCAGAAGAGGACACAUAAGGUAUUUAAAAGUUUGUGAGGUUCAGAACCAGGGUAAUGACAGAGACUCACACAAGGGUGCCAGCUCAGUAAAGCAGGAAGUAUACGAUAUGCCGAACGGUUACGAGGACCACAUGGGUGAUGAGCCUAGUGAUGCCAAAACCAACCUGAUUGUCAACUACCUGCCCCAGAACAUGAGUCAGGAGGAGCUCCGGAGUCUCUUCAGCAGCAUUGGCGAGGUUGAGUCGGCCAAACUCAUAAGAGACAAGAUGGCAGGCCACAGUUUAGGGUACGGAUUUGUUAACUAUGUUAACCCUAGUGAUGCAGAAAGGGCAAUCAAUACACUCAAUGGCCUGAGACUACAGUCUAAAACUAUCAAGGUCUCGUAUGCCCGGCCAAGCUCUGACAGCAUCAAAGAUGCCAACCUUUACAUCAGCGGUUUACCCAAGACCAUGACACAGAAGGAUGUAGAGGACAUGUUUACCCAGUAUGGUCGUAUAAUAAACUCGCGUGUAUUGGUCGAUCAGGCCUCAGGUCUGUCACGUGGCGUUGCAUUCAUUCGUUUUGAUAAGAGGUCUGAAGCGGAGGAAGCCAUCAAAGAUCUUAAUGGAUCCAAACCAGUUGGUGCCUCUGAACCAAUCACAGUGAAGUUUGCUGCCAAUCCAAACCAGACCAAGAAUUCCCAGCUGCUCUCUCAGCUCUACAACACUCAGUCCCGUCGGUUUGGAGGGCCUGUUCACCACCAGGCACAGCGCUUCAGGUUUUCACCCAUGAGUGUUGACCAUAUGAGCGGUGUCUCUGGUAUGAAUGUGGCAGGAAGUUCUUCCUCUGGAUGGUGUAUCUUUAUCUAUAAUUUGGGUCAAGAUGCAGACGAAGGCAUCCUGUGGCAAAUGUUUGGUCCGUUCGGUGCUGUUACCAACGUCAAGGUCAUCCGUGACUUUAACACCAACAAAUGCAAAGGGUUUGGUUUUGUUACCAUGACAAAUUACGAGGAGGCAGCAAUGGCCAUUGCCAGCCUGAAUGGAUACCGCUUGGGAGACAAAGUUCUACAAGUGUCAUUCAAAUCCAGCAAGUCUCACAAGUAAAGGGACUUUAUUUUUGUCAUGAGAAUUUGAAAGUUAAUUGAGGUUUCUUCUAAAGGUUUCAGUUAUUGUUGACUCUCUACAUAAGCAUACUCAUACAUCCAUGUUUGGGGUGAAAUACAUUUGUGCUAGUGUUUUACUAUGGGGUUAAGCAAAAGCUAGAAAUUUGCAAAAGUGAUUUGUCCCUGAUGACUGGCAUUUGUGAAACCCUGGACACACAUUUGAGGAUCCUUUUUUUUUUUUUUUUUUUUUUUUUUUUUUUUUUU